This is a messenger RNA of Solea senegalensis (Senegalese sole), 737 nucleotides long. RefSeq names its product transmembrane immune signaling adaptor TYROBP. The transcript has 5 exons. The record is from RefSeq and is a predicted model, not a curated record. Gene Ontology annotation, biological process: neutrophil activation involved in immune response; negative regulation of transforming growth factor beta1 production; positive regulation of microglial cell mediated cytotoxicity. Gene Ontology annotation, molecular function: signaling receptor binding. Bases 209 to 538 code for a protein of 109 amino acids. Gene Ontology annotation, cellular component: cell surface. Lineage: Eukaryota; Metazoa; Chordata; Actinopteri; Pleuronectiformes; Soleidae.
UGAACACACACACACACUGACCAACAUUCUCACCGCUGACGGUUUUGCCUGUGAAUAGCUCUUCCUCCGUUAACACUCACAUCUCGGCUUGCACAAUAUUGUUUACGUUGACUAACAAAGCCAUUUGAAAAAAAGGAUUAGAAGGACCGGUGGCCGUCCCUUUUGUUCUCUCUCAUUGCCUCCUCGACCAGAGACCAACAUAAAGAAGAUGCCCGAUGCUCUCUGUGUUAGUGGUUCUUUGUUUGGUUCUGCAGUCGGACAGCAAGAAUGUAAUUCCUGUUACCUGAUCAGCAUGGGGUCUGUCGUGGCCAUUGUUGCCUCGGACAUCAUCUUGACCAUCUUCAUCACCAUCUCUGUGUUCUGCUUUGCAAUAUUCCACAAGAAACGGAGAGAGUGGGAUUCUCAUGAUGUGGGUAGAAGAAAUCUGUCAUCAUCAGUGUCAAAGAAAACGUCAACAGAGGUCACAGAAUCUCCCUACCAGGAAUUACACGGAGUCCAGUCAGAUGUGUACAGUGAGCUUCAGCACUUUAGAAAAUGAAACAGCAAAGCUAUAAAAAAAAAACGUCUUCUCUGUGAUGAGUUCCACAAGCGAUUACCGUAUAGUACCACACAAUCCACUGUAUACAUAUCUUAUUGUUACCAUUUAUACUUCUGCUUUAAAUUGGUGUCAAUGUGGAAUAAAUGUACAGAAUGUUUAUUUUAAAUUAAAAAUGGAUAUAUAUUUUAUUCACUGACAA